Hippocampus comes (tiger tail seahorse) is the source of this 1774-nucleotide messenger RNA. It is a transcript of the gene tat, whose product is annotated as tyrosine aminotransferase. Gene Ontology annotation, biological process: L-phenylalanine catabolic process; L-tyrosine catabolic process; biosynthetic process. Gene Ontology annotation, molecular function: pyridoxal phosphate binding; L-tyrosine:2-oxoglutarate transaminase activity. NCBI's taxonomy places the organism in Eukaryota, Metazoa, Chordata, Actinopteri, Syngnathiformes, Syngnathidae. The coding region runs from base 166 to 1569 and encodes 467 amino acids. The transcript has 12 exons. The record is from RefSeq and is a predicted model, not a curated record.
UGCAACCCUCUCGGCCUCCACCAAUAGAAAUAUGGGUUCGGUUCAACACCCAUUUUCUGAAGUCCUGCUAUAAAAUGGUCCUGUCAAAUCCUUCUGUAUUUAUUAUUGCAAGACUCCUUAAUCUACCCUCAAGCUGAAUUUGGAAAAUUGAAGAGUGAGCUGAUCAUGAGUGCCAGGAAUGAUGCCAAGUCGAAUUUGGUUCAGAUGAAUGAGAAUGCCAAUGGCAAAAACCUGAAUGGGAAUGGAGCCAACAGGAAGGCCAUUCACCAUGCCGGCGUCAGUGGGAAUUCUUCUCCUGUCAAAGACAAGCGCUGCAGGAAGACAUGGCAAGUGAAGCCUUCCUUGAUGGCUAACAACACCCUGAAUCCCAUAAGGGCCAUCGUCGAUGGGAUGAAGCUCUCCCCACACCCGGAUAAAGCCAUGAUCAGCCUUUCGAUUGGGGAUCCUACCGUCUUUGGAAACCUUCCAACAGAUGAUGCGGUGCUUCAAGCCAUGAAAGAUGCAAUCAAUUCGCACCAAUACAAUGGCUAUGCUCCUUCUGUUGGUUACUUAAAGAGCCGACAGGUGGUAGCCAACUAUUACAGCUGCUCUGAGGCUCCUCUUGAAGCAGAGGAUGUGAUUUUGACUAGUGGCUGUAGUCAGGCCAUUGACUUGGCUAUCAGUGUCCUGUGUAAUCCUGGGGACAACAUCCUGGUUCCACGUCCAGGCUUCUCAUUAUAUAAGACUCUGGCGUUAUCCUUUGGCAUUGAGGUCAAAUUCUACAACCUGCUGCCAGAGAAGUCAUGGGAGGUGGAUCUGCAACAUUUGGAGAGCCAGGUUGAUGACAGGACAUCCCUUCUAAUUGUUACCAAUCCAUCCAACCCAUGUGGCUCUGUUUUCACCAAGGAACACCUACAAAAGAUUCUCACAGUGGCUUCCAGAAACUGUCUGCCCAUCCUGGCAGAUGAAGUCUACAGCAACAUGGUUUUCCCAGGUUGUGAAAGCCCCUCCCUGGCAUCUCUCAGCAGUGACGUGCCAAUCAUGUCCUGUUGCGGCCUUGCUAAGCGCUGGCUAGUCCCCGGUUGGAGGAUGGGAUGGAUCCUCAUCCACGACAGGAACAACAUCUUCGGAUCUGAGAUUCGACAAGGCCUUGUCAAGCUUUGCCAACGUAUUCUUGGACCGUGCACCAUUGUCCAGGGCGCAUUGGAGGGAAUCUUCAACAACACACCUCAAGGUUUCUACGAUGAUACCAUUCAUUUCAUCAAGUCCAACGCUGAGAUUUGUUUCAAUGAGCUGUCCACUGUACCUGGCUUGAAGCCCAUCCUGCCCUCAGGAGCCAUGUACUUGAUGAUUGGAAUCGACAUAGAGCGCUUCCCAGAUUUUCAGAGUGAUGUUGACUUUACUGAACGACUGGUGACCGAGCAGUCAGUUUUCUGUCUGCCUGCAACAGCUUUUGAGUAUCCCAACUUCUUCCGCAUUGUGGUGACAGUUCCAGAGCAGAUGAUGUUGGAAGCAUGUGGUCGGAUCAGGGAGUUUUGCCAGCGCCACUAUCGGCCAGGCAGACGUGACAAAAACGACCUGGAUCAGUGAUGCAGAAGACUCCAACUCAUGUGACGGUGUUCAAAUUCAAAUUUAGCGCACAUACUGAGCAGGAAUUUACAUUGACCAAUUUUAUAUGCAGAUCUGAGAUGUACGAAUCAGGUGCUGUUUGAUGUCACCGCAUUUUCAACUGUCCUCUAAUUUGUCUUUUGAAUAGUCUUUUAUUUAUAUUAUGUAUGCAUCUGAUGCUAACCUC